Molecule: messenger RNA, 2875 nt
Organism: Marmota monax (woodchuck)
Lineage: Eukaryota; Metazoa; Chordata; Mammalia; Rodentia; Sciuridae
Product: beta-defensin 103A-like
Exons: 2
Coding region: 167-445 (92 amino acids)
Biological process (GO): cell chemotaxis; defense response to bacterium
Cellular component (GO): extracellular region
Molecular function (GO): chemoattractant activity; CCR6 chemokine receptor binding; oxidoreductase activity, acting on a sulfur group of donors, NAD(P) as acceptor
Source: RefSeq, a predicted model, not a curated record
CCAGGCCCCUGAGCCUGGAGGACAGCAGCUGUCCCCAUGUCCAUAGCAAGCUUAUCAGGCUGGUACCAGCUCCUGGGUGAGUGGGUGUGACCUGUGCAGAGAGAGAGAUGACACAUCGGGAAGUACGUCAUCUUGUCAUCACUGUGACAUUACAAGAAUUGCAGCCAUGGCUCACCUCUUUAUAAACGUGAACCCGUGCACCUUUCAGUCCAGCCUCAGCCUGCUGCGAAGCCGGUCAGCCAUGCGGAUCCUGUACCUGCUGGGCGUGUUGCUCCUCUUGUUCCUGAUGCCCGUUCCAGGUCACAGCGGGAUCAUCAGCGCAGUACAGAGGUACUAUUGCAGAAUACGGGGUGGCCGGUGCGCCGUGCUGGGCUGCCUCCCCAAGGAGGAGCAGAUAGGCCGCUGCUCUCUCCGGGGUCGGAAAUGCUGCCGCAAAAAGAAAUAGGGAUCAGACGUGAGGAGAAUGUUGGGGCGAUCCCUCCUUCAAGUUUAUAAAGCUAAAACCAAAUUUAAAUUUUUUUUCAAAAAUUUAGAAGCUUGAUUUUUUUUUUUUGAACACUCUGGUUUUGUGGAAGUUGAUACCAAGCAGGCAACUGAGAGAGGCUAAUGACACCUUCCAUUAAAUACAUCAGCUUCUGCACCGUGUUUGAUUUUCGUGGGUUUUGGAACUCGGCAACACUGGACUCUUUCUGGAACAUUCCUUUGCUCCCUCAUCCUCCAUACUCCUGGGCUUUACCGUCCUUCUUCCCAGGACUUCAUCUCUCUGAAGCCACCUCUAAAACCUUAAUGCAUCCCUCAGGCACCAAUCCAAAUCCUUCCAGAAAGUUUCUCCUCAGAGACGGGGACCCUGAGCCUCCUUUAGUAUACCCUUUGCUUUCCUGCUGCCCAGGCCUCUGAGCUGUGGGCCUCAGAACUGGCAUCAGCUCACUGCUCCCACCUGUCUCCAAACGCUAGCCGCCCGUGUCUGUCUCCUCCCGCCUGCUGCACCCCGGGCUCUGACGUGAGUGCUGCCUCUGAAGGUCGCUCGGUGUCUCCCCCGGUCCAUUUGCACACUGUGGGUCCCCACGCGGGUGGUAGGACUGUUGGUAAAGCGCCCUGAGCAUGGGGGCUGCUCGGCCAGCACUGGCUGGACCAACGUCCAUUCAUGAGCUUUGGAUCAUCCACUGUUUAAGGAUCCAGCAUCUGGAGUGAUGGUCUGUCCUCCCUGACCCCAGUCCCCCAGGCUAAGCACUAUGGUGGAACAGCAAGACUACUGGGCUCUCAGGGAUAGGGGAAUGAAGACCCCUGGAGCAGCCCACACCCCACCCACCAUCCAUCCAGGAAGCAUUGCUGAGUGCCCUCCAACAGUCCACAAGAAGGGGCCAGACAGAAGGUGAGGACAGGCACCAUCCAGUGGGGGACGUGACUGCAGGCAGAAGGAAGCAAGAGGAGCUUAUGACUGGCCGACCUGCUACUGGGCAGGGCCUGCAGGUGCCAGGAGGGGCCUCACCCUGCCCAGCAGUGCAGCCGGGUGGAGACUGAGGUCAUAACUAUGGGCACAAGACCCCUUCUGCAGGGCAGAACUUCCUCACAGGUGCUGUUGGGGAAGGGGGCUUCAGUCAGCCACAGGAAAGCAGAAACACCCAAGGUUUUAGAUGAAGUCCAGGCACACACAGGGCUGGAGGCACACACAGGGCUGGAGGCACACAGGCUCCCACUAGCACCGGCCUCCAGUCUCCCCUGAGGGAUGCCAUCAGCUGCGUGGAGCUCUCCAGGGAGCCUCUGCAGCUGCUCUAACCCGGAGCUUCUAGAGAUGAAAAUAAACAUCUGAAUUAAAAUAUACUGAGCUGGACAAAUGGUGUGUGACGGUAAGGAUCAGUAAGCCAGCAUCUGUUUUAGCACCAACAAAUGAGAAAGUGAAGCAGAGUGAGAGUAAAAGGAGAGACUGGGAAAACCUUAACAGAGGGCUGAGUGCAAACCUCACCAGCCCAGCCUCGGGCUGUGCUUGGAGUCAGAGGAAGCCAGAGGAGGAGACAGGAAACAAUGGCCUGCUGUUGUCCAGCUCUGGUGAGACUGCGACCCACAAAGGGAGGACUCAAAGAAAUAGGAGCAGAAUGAACAAAGACAGCCACACCAAGCACAUCAGAAUCGGAGUAUUUUAAAUGUGACAAAAAGAACAUCUUACAAACAGCUCGAGAAGACACAUUGCUCAGAGAGAGGAUCAAGCACGCUUCCCACCAGGGUCCACAGGAGCCGUGUGAGGCCCCAGUUCCACACCAGCAGGAUCGCUUCACAAACCAAAGCAAAGACCCCACUAUGUCAGCUACACCCAAAAGACACAGGAAUCCCUCCCGGGAAGUCCUGCACCAGGAAAUGCAGGCGUGGAGGAGAGUCUCUGCAAGAUGGAAGGAGCAGGCUGCCCACAUUCCAGACACCUCAGGAAGGGAGAGAUUGCAGCAGGUGAGAAACAAGAGCCAAAGGCACGCUGUCCAUCAGGAAGAAUAGGCCACAAUGACACCCAUUGUGCUGUGUAAUUAGUAGGCACUAAUAAAGACCCACUGUGCAUGUCAAAUACAAGGACAAAGUUAGGUCAAAGCAGAAAGGAUAGAACCAGACAUAUAAAAACAUUAAUCUAAAGAAAACAUUGGUUAAUUGAUUAAUCUUGGUUUAAUUGGUUAAUUGGUUGAUCUAUUGGUUAAUUGAUUACAGAUCAGAGCAGACUUUAGAACAAGCAGUGUAUUACCAGAGAUAAUGAGGGUAUUUUUUCUAAAGAUAAAAUGGUUAAAUCACAGGAAAAAAAAAAGCAAAUAAUCAGUACACAUCUAAUAGAAUCUAAUAGAAAUUGUUAAGAAAAAUUGUGGAAAUGAGAGAAUAAAUAAACAAAUUAAGAAUUGCA